AUGGCUACGUAUUCUUUUCAGGGUGUACUAAGGAUAACUGGUUAUUCAACAACAAAUGUAUCCAUAAGCAAUAGUUCUUAUAAUAACAUUUCACUUGUUGUUCAAUUUCCAUCAAAUAAGACACUGAAUACUAAUGCUACCUUGUACUAUCAAAAUGGAGUUACAGUUCAAAGCAACACUAUAACAAUCAGUACUCAGCAAUUUACAUUGAUUAAUGUUUCAUCAAAUUCUGUUUGUCUUCAGUUUCAGUUUGUCAAUGGCAGUAAACCUAAUAUUGAUAGUAUUCUGAUUAUUGAUAAUCAAGGUUUGAUUCAUUGGGCUGACAAUACAUUUCCUAAUGAUUCAUUGAACUUUAUUCAUUGUAUCAAUGGCAUACCAGCAGGUAACAACUUAAUACUGUAUGCAUGUCGUUAUUGGUCGAAUCUUGAUGAAUGUACUACUAAUCCUCUUGCUGUAAUAACUGGUAUUAAUAUUACUAAUGACUUUACAUCUUCAGUUCUAAUGUCAUCAGUUCAUUCAUCAUCAGUAUCACUCACAUCAACAGUAUUGACUACUCCAUCAUUGAUGUCUGUACCAUUGAUAAUAUCUACUUCACCAGUAGUUUCAACUACUUCUACUUUUAUAAUUAGAACUUAUUCAACAGUUACAACUAUGCCAUCAUCUACUUCAAUUACUUCAUCAAUGAUGUCUUUGCCAACAAAAAUGCCUACUUUGCCUGUACCAAUUCCAUCAUUGAUAUCUGAAUUUAAAACAUUUCUUUCAUCUGUGCUGACUGCUUCAACUACUUUAUUAGUAUCAACUUCUUCAAAAGUACAACAAGUUACAAGUAGCUCCAUCAUAAGCAGUACUACAGAUACUCCUACCAUUAGUAGUUCUACUUCUAUUCAUACCACUAGAUUAACUAGUACAUUAGUGACAGGUACUUUAACUGCUUCAUCUCCAUUACCUUCCUCCAUUACUUUACCAAUCCUAACUCCUUCAUCUUCAUCAAAGUCUUCUUUAUCCAUUACUUCACAAACUUCUUCAUUCAAAACUUCAUCUUCAGCCUCAACUCCUUCAUUGACAGCUCCUUCAUCCGUAUCUUCUUCACCAUCAAUUAUUCAAUUGGUUUCUGGGAUAUUAAUUGCACUACUAAUUAUAAUAGUUGUUGCUACAGUAAUUGUAGUGGUAGCAGCAACAGUUCGAUUCAAAAAGAGAAGAGGAAGAAUGGAAGUGAUUAAUGACAUUACAUUACUGAAGAAGAAUGAAAAUAAUAAUCAAAGUUCACAAGAGCAAGAACUAUCAUCAGUUAAUCCACAGUAUGAGAAUGUACAUCUACCAGUUCCACAAUCAGAACUAUCAAUGGAAGAAUGUGCUGCUUAUGGUGUAGUGGAAGGUACCAGAUUCCCACAGUAUGAGACUGUAGAUCUACCAGCUCCACAGUCAGAGAGAGACUAUGAAGUACCAGUAAAAGAAUGUGCUGCUUAUGGUGUAGUAGAGAGUGCUGGAUUCCCACAGUAUGAGACUGUAACAUUAACAGUUCCUCAGUCGGAACUAUCAAUGGAAGAGUGUGCUGCUUAUGGUGUAGUAGAGGGUAAUAAACUUUAGAGUUAGUGUGUGUGCUGGACUGGGUUCGGUAAAUUUUAACAAUUGAAAAAAUUUCAUUCAAAAAAUUUAAUACCAUUGUAAACAUUACUAUAUAUGGUUAGUUUCCACAUAGAA
Messenger RNA from Amphimedon queenslandica, 1701 nucleotides. RefSeq names its product chitinase-like protein PB1E7.04c. Lineage: Eukaryota; Metazoa; Porifera; Demospongiae; Haplosclerida; Niphatidae. The transcript has 6 exons. The record is from RefSeq and is a predicted model, not a curated record. The coding region runs from base 1 to 1587 and encodes 528 amino acids.